GACAAACUGAAGUCGAACAACAGCGCACGACAGGACAUUUCCAUCUGGUGCAGAGGUCAACAUCUUUCAGCACGGGGGAAGGCACCAUAUGUUGUUCAAUAGUUAGUUAUCGAUAGGAUUGAUUGAUGCGUUUAUUUUGUCAUGAACGGGGCAGUAAUGCCUUUGACCCACUGCUACAUUUACGAAUAAUUCCCUUUGCGUACAGCACGGUGCUAGAAGAUGGCGGAGUCGGAUGGUGGGGAUUUCGCCUCGAAUCGUCCACAGAACAGUAUGGCUAACARGAAUAGCACCCUGCGUUGCACGUUCUCAGCCCCAAGCCAUAGCGCCACUCUCCUACAGGGCUUGUCGGUCCUGCGAGCCCAGGGGCAGCUCCUGGAUGUGGUGCUGGCCAUCAAUGAGGAGCGCUUCCAGGUUCACAAGGCAGUGCUGGCCUCCAGCAGUGACUACUUCAGAGCCAUGUUCACUGGAGGCAUGAGGGAGUCAAACCAGGACACCAUUGAGCUGAAGGGCUUGUCUGCCCGCGGCCUGAAACACAUAAUUGACUUUGCCUACAGCGCAGAGGUCACACUUGACCUGGACUGCAUUCAAGACGUACUGGGAGCAGCAGUCUUUCUACAGAUGGUCCCAGUCGUUGACCUCUGCGAAGAAUUCCUCAAGUCGGCUAUGAGCGUAGAGACCUGCCUGAACAUCGGCCAGAUGGCCACCACCUUCAACCUGACCUCCCUCAAGGAGUCUGUGGACACCUUCACCUUCCGCCACUUCCUGCAGAUUGCCGAGGAGGAAGACUUCCUGCACAUCCCCAUGGAGCGCCUGGUCUUCUUCCUGCAGAGCAACAAGCUGAAGAACUGCAGCGAGAUUGACCUGUUCCACGCUGCCAUCCGCUGGCUGCAGCACGACGAGGCCCGCCGAGCUGGUGUAAACGAGGUCCUCUGCCACGUGCGAUUCCCCCUCAUGCCCUCCUCGGAGCUGGUGGACAGUGUGCAGACGGUGGACAUCAUGGUGGAGGACGUGCUGUGCAGGCAGUACCUCCUGGAGGCCUUCAACUACCAGAUCCUCCCAUUCCGUCAGCACAAGAUGCAGUCCCCGCGGACCGUGAUCCGCUCCGACGUGGUUUCGCUAAUUACCUUUGGCGGGACACCCUACACUGACAACGAUCGCACUGUGAGCAGUAAGGUGUUCUAUCUCCCAGACAUUGCAGCGCGUCAGUUCAAGGAACUAACGGAGAUGGAGACAGGAUCCAGCCACGCCUGUGUAUCAGUGCUGGACAACUUUGUGUACGUAGUCGGCGGGCAGCACCUGCAAUACCGCAGCGGUGAAGGGGCAGUGGACAUCUGCUUCCGGUACGACCCACACCUGAGCAAAUGGCUGCGUAUCCAGCCAAUGCAGGAGGGGCGUAUUCAGUUCCACCUCAACGCUCUUCAAGGACAACUCUACGCCACUGGGGGGCGCAACCGAUCUGGAAGUCUGUCGUCCGUAGAGUGCUACUGUCCUAAGAAAAACGAGUGGACCUACGUGGAACCACUGAAACGCAGAAUCUGGGGCCAUGCAGGAACUCCCUGUGGCGACAAGCUCUACAUCUCAGGGGGUUACGGUGUCUCAGUGGAUGAUAAAAAAACCCUGCACUGUUACGAUCCCACGUCUGACCAAUGGGAUUUCAAAUCGCCUAUGAACGAGCCCAGAGUGCUUCAUGCUAUGAUCAGUGCCAAAGACCGUGUUUACUGCCUGGGCGGUCGCAUGGACCACGUGGAUCGCUGCUUUGACGUCCUGGCAGUUGAGUAUUAUAUUCCAGAGAAUGACCAGUGGACCACUGUUAGCCCCAUGCGAACAGGGCAAUCUGAGGCAGGCUGCUGCUUGUUGGAUAAAAAGAUCUAUAUUGUUGGAGGGUACAAUUGGCAUCUAAAUAAUGUCACAAGCAUUGUGCAAGUGUACAACACAGAGGCUGAUGAGUGGGAGAGGGAUUUGCACUUUCCUGAGUCUUUUGCAGGAAUUGCGUGUACGCCGAUCAUACUUCCACAAACCACCACGCAACGGUAAUCCUUCGGCCCAAAGUGACUGACAAUUUGAUUCAAUGUGUUCUUACUGUUGAGCUGUCAAAUUAAUACAAACAUGGCACAUUACAUAAACUAUUGUAAUAUUAGUGGUAAUCUUGAUGUAAUGUGGGUGGGUGUGUGUGUUUGAGGGAAUAAGUGGAAAUAGGAAUAUGGUUUUGCUAUAAUGUACAGUGUAUUACUUCAUUUUCCAUCCUAUAGUGGAGGUCCAUGUGCUGCAUCGUAAUGAGCAGUUUUAAUGGAAAAUAAGUGUUAGCUUUCCUGGACAAACUCGCUUUUAGGGUAUUUUAAACAACACUUAAAACACUACCCACAGUCAAAAACCUAUUAACUGAUUUGCAGGAUACAGUUUUUUAAUUUGUGCCAUGCAUCAAGGAAGCAUGUUUUGAUUAUUUAAUUGAGUAUAUUCAUUCAAAUAAUAUAUUUAAAAAAUAUAUAUAUAUUUUUUUACAACAUAUAGGAUGACAUAUUUGACUGCUUAGGACCAUUUGAGAACUAGUGAUUGACUGAAGAAGACCUUUCAGUAGCUCUCCUAAUGUUUUAUGUUUAUUUCAGAACAUCUGUUUUUGCUGUGUAUGGUGAUGUGCUCAUUAGGCUGUUCAAUUGACUGGAGACGUUUACACACAGUCAUCAUAAUGAAACGUGUAUUCCAAACUGACAAGCUAAUAUGUCUCUUAUGGCACCGUAAUCAUUUUUUUCAACCCCUUUGUGUAAGUGUGUGAACAUCUGUGUUUACUGCUCCUUUGGUAGGUAUUACAUUUACAUUUAAGUCAUUUAGCAGACGCUCUUAUCCAGAGCGACUUACAAAUUGGAAAGUUCAUACAU
Salvelinus sp. IW2-2015 is the source of this 2873-nucleotide messenger RNA. Its product is annotated as kelch-like protein 26. Gene Ontology annotation, molecular function: protein binding. Lineage: Eukaryota; Metazoa; Chordata; Actinopteri; Salmoniformes; Salmonidae. The record is from RefSeq and is a predicted model, not a curated record.